AUUUUGCAACUCUGAACUCAAAAUAUCGACUAAAUAUAGAGAAGUAGAAUAGGAUAAUCAAUAUGCCGUCAGAUAGGAAAUGGUUCAAUCUUGAGGCUCAGACAGAUGAUGCGAUCUUUGGCGGGCAAGAACCCGCUUUUAAAUUUCUGGGUUUGACGAGGUAUCAAAGACUUGGGGGGUUUGUAUUUUGCUUUUAGCCGGUUUGGCAUGGUUUUCAAAGACAACUUGAAACAAUGUUCAAACCCGUUCGAGUGGUCGCUACAGUUUUAUUAUUCGCAAGUAUAAUAAUGACUUUUGUUUCCGCUUUCGUUCUUCCUACUAUACUUUGUAUAGUGUUCGUCAUCAUUCAAUAUAUUUGUACACUUUGGUAUUCUUUGUCAUAUAUACCUUACGCACGGACGGCUGUGAAGAGUAUGGUAGGUAUGUAAAGACCGAUCAUGUUGUAUCUUUUGACAAGAUCGGACGAUGCAUGGUUUAUUCUCUUC
Tremella mesenterica DSM 1558 is the source of this 485-nucleotide messenger RNA. RefSeq lists its product as uncharacterized. Lineage: Eukaryota; Fungi; Basidiomycota; Tremellomycetes; Tremellales; Tremellaceae. The coding region runs from base 234 to 428 and encodes 64 amino acids. Gene Ontology annotation, cellular component: membrane. The record is from RefSeq and is a predicted model, not a curated record. The transcript has 7 exons. Gene Ontology annotation, biological process: vesicle-mediated transport.